Grosmannia clavigera kw1407 is the source of this 1167-nucleotide messenger RNA. RefSeq names its product translation initiation factor eif-2b alpha. The coding region runs from base 1 to 1167 and encodes 388 amino acids. The record is from RefSeq and is a predicted model, not a curated record. Gene Ontology annotation, biological process: translational initiation. The transcript has 3 exons. Gene Ontology annotation, cellular component: eukaryotic translation initiation factor 2B complex. Gene Ontology annotation, molecular function: translation initiation factor activity; guanyl-nucleotide exchange factor activity. Lineage: Eukaryota; Fungi; Ascomycota; Sordariomycetes; Ophiostomatales; Ophiostomataceae.
AUGAUCGUGCCAGAGAGCGGACCGGUGCUGGCACAGCCGGCGGGGGGCGAGGGGUCGUCUGUAGACGCAGCGCCGGACGAGUUUGAUAUCGUCGCCACAUACCAUCGGCUGCUCGCCGAGGACGCCGACCUGACGCGGCCCAUUGCGGCCAUCGAGGCGCUCAUCGAGGUGCUCCGUCACACCCCGUCGUCCACAGCCAUGGAGACGUACGAGAUCAGCGAGACACAGGUGCUGCGACUGCACGCUGCCGUCCCCAACUCGCUGCCCAUCGAAGCCGGAACCCGCAUGUUCACCGGCUUCCUCAGCAUGUCCAUGCGCCAGCCGAGCGCUGCUCCCAUCAACAUGACCGCCAGCACCACCAGCAGCAUCGGCGGCCUCGACAGCUUCGACAAGAUCCGUCAGCACCUGCUCGACAACAGCCAGCUCUUUGUCCAGCGCGCCAAAGAGGCCCGUCACCGCAUCGCUGAUCGUGGCUGUCGUCUCGUCGAAUCCGGCCACGUCGUCCUCACUGCUGGUGGCUCGCGUGCCGUUCAAGCCCUUCUGCUCAAGGCCGCUGAGCGUCUGACCGCUCGCCAAUCUGGACUUCCGGCCGCCUCACCCGAUGAAUGGCCUUUUCCGACGGCACCCGAACCCACAUCCGCCCCCUUCACCGUCCUCUAUGUCGUCGACGAACGCUCACGUCAAGAGUCUGAACGUCACAUGACCGUCCUGCGCAGCCACCACAUACCCGUUAUUGAGAUCGACCCCAGUGCUGUCGCCUAUGCCCUCGAGGCCUACGCCGUCCGCUCUGUCUUCGUCGGCGCCGAGGCUGUCACCCACGACGGCAAAGUCGUCUCUCGCAUCGGCACCUUCCAGCUUGCCGUCCUUGCUGAUGCCGCCAAGCCCAAGCGCAAUUUCUUCGUCCUCGUUGAGACCCACAAGUUCGUCCGCAAACUGCUGCUCAACAACCGCGACCUCUCCCGCAUCAACGUCCAGCAGGCCUUCUUCGCCCCAGACGGCUCCUCUCCUAGACCUGUUCCUGCUCGUGUCGCCAGCCAGCCGCCCGCAAAACCCCUGCUGCCCUUCUGCAGUCAGGUCGACGUCACCCCCCCUACUCUCGUCACAAACUUCAUCACCGAGAACGGCAUAAUACAGCCGUCUGGAUCCUACCGCAUCGUCGCCUACUAG